CCUAGCAACGGCAAACGCCCGAUCCGUAGUGGAACUGGCCCGAAUGUGCUGAUUAGCCCCAGAAGCUAGCAGUGAAAAGACAAAUACUAGUUUACAAUGGAUAAAGAUGACCUGGAUGAGCUUUUAGAUGAAGUGGAAAAGAAGUUCUGCGGUAAAGUUUCUGCUGCGUGUUCCGAUGAAAAGCAGAACAAACGGGAAAAUAAGCUUGGAGAACGGAGUGCUGCAACAUGUGAAGAACCAAAAAGCAGCAUCUCUGAGGACAUUGAUGCCCUUCUGGAGGAAUUGCUGGAGGACGAUUACAGCAGUUCUCCUCCGUCAAAGAGUGAAAAUGUUUCUAAAAGAGACGAAGCAGAAAAGAAGCCGUCAGCACAGAGUGCAGGAAGGAAGUGCUGUCCUGUUUUUAUCGGCGGGAGCUCAGUCACAAACGGUGUUGGAACAGCCACAUCCAAAAGGUCAUGUGACCAGCUGAGGUGCAUCUCUUGUGACUUCCGGGUGCUGAUGUUUGAUGAUUCUGAAUGGGACACAUCCUGUGAUUACCUGUUUCUAAGGUGAGCGCAAUAGGAAUACUUUUUAACCACACUUUACCAAAAUAUGUAAUUCU
Messenger RNA from Cyprinodon tularosa, 601 nucleotides. It is a transcript of the gene cfap418, whose product is annotated as chromosome unknown C8orf37 homolog. The coding region runs from base 97 to 552 and encodes 151 amino acids. NCBI's taxonomy places the organism in Eukaryota, Metazoa, Chordata, Actinopteri, Cyprinodontiformes, Cyprinodontidae. The transcript has 5 exons. The record is from RefSeq and is a predicted model, not a curated record. Gene Ontology annotation, cellular component: cytosol.